AUGGGCAGCACUUGCACCCGUCAGGGAACUAUGGACCAACUGACGGACCAUGAUCUUCGUGCCCAUCUGCUUGACUCGACAGUUCUUCCAGCGCUCUGUUACGCAGCGGAGACGUGGGCAGACGCCGCUGCCACGUCUAGGAAGCUACUUGCUACCCACAGAGCCCUUGAGAGAUGCCUUCUGAAGUUUAACCGGCACACAUAA
This is a messenger RNA of Necator americanus (New World hookworm), 204 nucleotides long. RefSeq lists its product as uncharacterized. Lineage: Eukaryota; Metazoa; Nematoda; Chromadorea; Rhabditida; Ancylostomatidae. The record is from RefSeq and is a predicted model, not a curated record. The coding region runs from base 1 to 204 and encodes 67 amino acids. The transcript has a single exon.